AUGUGGAGACUAACGUGUGGCGGUUUGGCCCUGCUCUUAUGUGUUCAAGGUUCACUGUCUCAGUUGAAUGUUUGUGGACAGGCUCCUCUAAACACCCGUAUUGUUGGCGGUGUGGAUGCAUUUGAGGGUUCAUGGCCGUGGCAGGUCAGUCUGCAAAGCUCCAGCUUCGGAGGUCAUUUUUGUGGAGGCUCCCUCAUUAACAGUGAGUGGGUGCUGACUGCAGCUCACUGCUUACCUGGUGUCAGCACAUCCGAUCUGCUUGUGUACCUGGGAAAGAGAACACAGCAAGGAGUCAAUACUUAUGAAAUCAGUAGAAAUGUCAUCUCCAUCAUCGUCCACCCGUCCUACAACAGUCAAACCAGCGACAAUGACAUCGCUCUGCUCCGGCUGUCCUCCACAGUAACCUUUAAUAACUAUAUUAGACCAGUGUGUCUGGCGGCCCAGAACAGCAUCUUCAGUAAUGGCACCAGCAGCUGGAUCACAGGCUGGGGAGAUGUUCGAUCUGGAGUGAGUUUAGCUGCUCCUGGGAUCCUGCAGGAGACUAUGGUUCCAGUGGUGGCUAAUGAGCAGUGUAAUAACCUUCUUGGUUCUGGAUCUGUUACCAGCAACAUGAUAUGUGCCGGUUUAAUAGAGGGAGGCAAAGACACCUGCCAGGGAGACUCUGGUGGUCCAAUGGUGAGCAAGCAGUGUUCUUUGUGGAUUCAGUCUGGUAUCACCAGCUGGGGUUAUGGCUGUGCUGAUCCCAGCUCGCCUGGUGUUUACACCCGAGUGUCACAGUAUCAGAGUUGGAUCACCAACAACGUUGGCCAGAACCUUCCAGGAUUCAUCAUUUUCAACACUUUAAGCCCAUGCCAGGCUACUUCUACGGCCUCACCUGUUUCUACUACCUCAACCACUUCUACUACCACACGAGUUUCUACUACUCCAAUAACAGCUGCUACUUUCAGACCUCCGCCCAAUCAGUCCUCAGUCUCUUGUCGCAAGAGAUGUGAUGAGAGAUUUGACAUCCGCAACCGCUGCAACUGCAAUCCUGGCUGCCGCAGAAACUGCUGUAGGGAUUAUGAGAAUCGUUGCCGGAAUCACAGGUGCAUCCAUUCUGCUACAGAACAGACAAACUGUGUGAAGAUGUGGAGAUUAACGUGCGUCACUUUGACCCUUCUCAUGUGUGCCAAAGGUUCACUUUCUCAGCUGAAUGUUUGUGGACAGGCUCCUCUAAACACUCGUAUUGUGGGUGGCGUGGAUGCCUCUGAGGGCUCAUGGCCGUGGCAGGUCAGUCUGCAUGCUUCUGGACGUCAUUUUUGUGGAGGCUCCCUCAUCAACAGCGAGUGGGUGCUGACAGCUGCUCAUUGCUUACCUGGUGUCACUGCAUCCAGUCUGCGUGUGUAUUUGGGAAGGAGGACACAGCAAGGAGUCAAUGUCAAUGAAAUCAGUAGAACCGUGAGAACAAUAAUCGUCCACUCCGCUUACAACAGCGCCACAAAUGACAAUGACAUCGCUCUGCUCCGGCUGUCCUCCACAGUCACCUUUAACGACUACAUUAGACCCGUGUGUCUGGCGGCCCAGAACAGUGUCUUCAUUUCUGGCACCAGCAGCUGGAUCACAGGCUGGGGAGAUAUUCAAGCUGGAGUGAGUUUAGCUGCUCCUGGGAUCCUGCAGGAGACUAUGGUUCCAGUGGUGGACAAUGUUCGAUGCAGUAAUCUUCUGCGUUCUGGAUCUAUUACCAACAACAUGAUAUGCGCUGGUUUAACCCAGGGAGGGAAAGACACCUGCCAGGGGGAUUCUGGUGGUCCGAUGGUGAGCAGGCAGUGUACAGUGUGGGUUCAGUCUGGUAUCACCAGCUGGGGUUAUGGCUGUGCUGAUCCCAACUCUCCUGGUGUUUACACCCGAGUGUCUCAAUAUCAAAGUUGGAUCACAAACAACAUUGGACAGAACGCACCAGGAUUUGUCACCUUCAACCCCCCGACCUCGUGCUCCUCUGCCAGCCUAACCGCAACCUCCUGUAGGGGGAGAUGCAAUGAGAAGUUCAACAAUCGCUUUCGCUGCAACUGCAAUACUAACUGCAGUAUAAAUUGCUGCAAAGAUUACACACAGCGUUGUGCCAGUUGAAGUGUGUCAUACUUCCAUGAAUUAUUUGAUCACAGGCUUCUAAUCUUGUUAAGUUUUACACCAAUCGGAUGAUCUUUAUCUGCUUGUUCUGGGAGGAGUGACACUUUGGAUGUAUUGCACAGUCAGAAAUGAGCACCAAUGCAAACACAGUCAGCUGCACUGACUUCACUCAGGGGUGUAAAUGCAUAUUGUUUAUGUUCAACAUACAUGUUAAACAGCAAUUACCUCACUCCAUUAGUAGAAUCCUUAUCUCUUGUAAUUAUUAACAUUUAUAAGCAUUAACUGUAGGUACGGGCAUUUUAUUUCUUUCAUCUAGCAUUUGCACUUUUCUUAUAAAAAAGUGAUACAUUUACUUAAUAUUUUUCUUAUUAAUUUUUCUUUAAUUUUCUUUAAGUUUCAAUAAAUAUUUAUGUCAUGCAGUACUUCAAUGCAUUGU
This is a messenger RNA of Puntigrus tetrazona (Sumatra barb), 2542 nucleotides long. Its product is annotated as transmembrane protease serine 9-like. Gene Ontology annotation, molecular function: serine-type endopeptidase activity. NCBI's taxonomy places the organism in Eukaryota, Metazoa, Chordata, Actinopteri, Cypriniformes, Cyprinidae. Gene Ontology annotation, biological process: proteolysis. The coding region runs from base 1 to 2106 and encodes 701 amino acids. The transcript has 16 exons. The record is from RefSeq and is a predicted model, not a curated record.